Molecule: messenger RNA, 1765 nt
Organism: Mustela erminea (ermine)
Lineage: Eukaryota; Metazoa; Chordata; Mammalia; Carnivora; Mustelidae
Gene: MAJIN
Product: membrane anchored junction protein
Exons: 9
Coding region: 887-1645 (252 amino acids)
Biological process (GO): homologous chromosome pairing at meiosis; meiotic attachment of telomere to nuclear envelope
Cellular component (GO): nuclear inner membrane
Molecular function (GO): DNA binding
Source: RefSeq, a predicted model, not a curated record
CGUCCGAGAAAGGGCGAAGGGAGCGCAGCUGCGCGCGCGCAGAACGCGUGGCGGGCGCGCGGCAAAAGCCAAAUCUCGGGCGGGGAGUGAGUGAGCUCACGAGACGCGCUUCGAGCGCAGUCGACGCCGGCCCCUUUCGGGGGCGCUCUCUCGUGGCAGCCGAGGCCGAGGCCACUUUUACGAGGCGCGAAGAACCCUUAGCCUGUGUAAGAGCCUGGCCGGGCCCGGGAAGUUCUUGGGUAUGUGGUAACGGCCCACAGCGGCCUGGUUCUCCCCUGAGGUCCGCGCUUCGUUGCCUUAAUUUUCCGAGGGAGAGUUACAGCCCCGGCGCCGGCGCUCCGCAGCUGCACCCCCAACCCCGAGGGCCAGGCCGUGGCCGCUUGCGGGCCGCGAGGGUGCGAGGGAGGGCGGGGGCGCGCCGGUGCAGACCCGCCUCCCGGGCUGAGCGGCGCGGGGCGCGGAGCUGCCUCUGGCCGCACCCCCUCCUGGAACACCCCCCUCCCCACUCCCUCUUGGGACACCUCCCCACUUGGGACACCUCCCCCACUUGGGACCCCCUCCCGCCCCGGGAAGGAAAGCUGCGCUUGGGUCUGCAGCCUCCCUCGGACCCAGGCUUCGCGGUUGCCAUGAAAGCAAGACUUGUCCCAUGGAGAUAUUUCUUGUCCCGUCGUGUCUUCGGGAUCCCAGCGAGUUUCUGCUUUCUAAGGCCUGACUGCACCUCGGGGGUAGAGGCUGGAGUCACGGCCCUCGGUGAGGCGUCUGUGUUCACUGAAUCUUGGCAUCGGAGAAAGUGGAAGGAUUCCAGCGCCCGUAGCUGCCUGUACCUUCUCGGCUUUUCUGAACCCGAUUCCUUCGUUUGCACAUCCGCAGGCUAUCGUUUGGAAGUAUGAGUUUAAAACCCUUCACCUACCCGUUUCCAGAGACGAGGUUUCUUCACGCAGGACCCAAUGUGUAUAAAUUCAAAAUUAGAUACGGCAACAGCAUCAGAGGGGAAGACAUAGAGAAUAAGGAAGUCAUCGUCCAGGAGCUGGAGCACCAUUUUCCAGAUAAAAGCAAGUGGGAGAGAGUGUCCCAUCUGAAAUUCAAGCAUGGGGAAAUUGUCUUGGUCCCCUACCCAUUUGUUUUCACUCUAUAUGUGGAGAUGAAAUGGUUUCAUGAAAACCUGUCACCUGGGGAGCCAAUAAAUGACAGUCCUCCUGGCUUGGUCCUAGCAGAGAGGAAAGCAGCAGGAGCCAUGACGAGGAAACGAAAACGAGUGGAAGUGCCCAGCUCCCCCAGCAGGCCAGCGCUGGACAGGACCAAGAUGGGGAUUUCCAGCCAAGGCCCCAGCAAAAAGAAGCCCCUUAUGGAUACCAGGAGGAAUGGAGAAAGAAAAACCCAGCAGGAAUGGCAGGACACCCCAACAUUUAACACCACUGAUAUCCAGGAACAGGCUCUCUCUUCCCCUUCCGCUAUUUCUUCAGAAGGAGCAGCCAGUGAGCCUUCCAGAUGCAGCAGGGAAGCGUGUCCUCUCGCACUGACUUCACAUUCCGUCCUCUGUCAUGGGGAACGCGGGCUCCAAACUCCCGGAGUCCCCUUGUGGGUUUGUCUUAUCCUUUGCCCCUUUACAAUGGAUUUUUUUUUUUUUUUCAAUUUAAAACACUAAGAAAAGAACUUCCUAAAAUGUUCCAGUCUGAGAGCUGUACUGCUCUAAGGGCCAGUUUAGGUCUUUCAUCUCCAGCACUUAGGAUCCUAAUGAAAAUAAAUUAUUUAUGAAGAGUUAUUG